Messenger RNA from Vespula vulgaris, 6189 nucleotides. RefSeq names its product rho GTPase-activating protein 20-like. Bases 1016 to 4624 code for a protein of 1202 amino acids. Gene Ontology annotation, molecular function: guanyl-nucleotide exchange factor activity; GTPase activator activity. Gene Ontology annotation, biological process: regulation of Rho protein signal transduction; signal transduction. The transcript has 12 exons. Lineage: Eukaryota; Metazoa; Arthropoda; Insecta; Hymenoptera; Vespidae. The record is from RefSeq and is a predicted model, not a curated record.
CAUUAAUGAACAAUAUACGAUAUUAGAGAAAAUAAAAAUAUAUCCAACAUUAUAAAAAUUAAUUGGUAUUAAUUGAUUAGUUAAAAAGUAUCUUCAUACUUUGCAAUACUUAUAAAGUAUUAUUAACUUUCGACUAUCACUUUUAACCUAAAAGGACAGAUACGUAGUUAGAAAGCGCAGUUAGAAUUUGUUAUUAUAUACAAAUAAUGAAUCCAAAUUCCCUUUCCAAAAUUACCAAAGAAUACUAUAAUAAUCUUUUGGAUAGCAACGUAAUAGAUCAUGCGUAAUAUAAAAUGUAUAUUAUGAACGAACGUCGCAAUUGAUCGAAGAAUCGAAAGAGAUCGUAGAAACUGUGUAUAUACGUAUAUACACACAUAAUAAGUAGGCUUUCUCGAAAAAAAAAAUUUGUCCAUGGCGGCGUAAAAAACUUUGAAAAUAGUGAAACAGUUAUCGGAUGAUCAGUCGUUCUUGAGAAAGGAUACGAAAGAAGGCAGGAAGAAAGGAAGGAAGGCAGAGAGAAGGAGUGAGUAACGUGGUAGGAGGUUGGUCGCGAUUGAAUUUCAGUCGAAGCGCGCCAGGCAGAGCGAACGUGGGUCUCGACUGGGCUAGUCUUCUUUUUUUUCGUGUUCUAUUCUAUCUCUUUCACUGCGACUGCGCACGAGGAGAGCGCGAGUUUGCUGCUCGGCCUCGGUAAGCGCGUGUUACGUCGCGCGCGCGCGCGCGCUCGCGCGUUCUCUCGAUUCUCUCCGUGCGUUCGCGUUUCAUACCGAACAGCGUGCGGUAUCUCUCCUGCAUGUUCCUUGUGAUAUUCCGGACGACGAAUAGAAAAGAAAGAUAAAGGAAAAUAAGUGAAACUGGUGCGGUGUUGUGAGGUGUAAUGUGUUGUGUUCGUUACUCGAGAUGGAUGCGUUUCGAGAAGCGAACGAGAGCGUGUCUCGUACAAAGAAUUCGUUGGUGUGAUCAUCUAGGAACAAUUUUGAUUACGAGAAGAAAAGAGAAGCCAAGUUAAGCGAGAAUGGAAUUUGGUGGUUACAAAGGGACCGGAUCACGCGUCAGGAUGCGUCGACGUGCAGAAUUGGGAAGACGUUUAACAAGGAGACUCUCAUUGGUCGCAAAAAUGCCGGCUGCCAUUCUUAACAGGGCAAAUCCGCCCGAACUUAGAUCAAUCGAGAUCACUGCAAUCGCACCCGACAAGACUCAACUCGCGCUAUCUGCCUCGUCUCCAGGAGCUAUAUCUCCUGUGGUUGCACCCGUUCUUUUAAAGUACCGAGUAUGCAAGCCAAGAUUAUUGCUCGCUGGUUCGAGAGCUGAAAUCGAUCCUGCAGCCGAUGUUGCACUUCUUCAUGGAGAAAUUUUGCUGAUCGAAGAUGCAGCAAGACAAUACGAUCCACGAGGUGAUAUCGAUCGAAGGUACAGAGCAACGGAGAAACUUUUACACGCAGAGGAAGACUAUCGAGAGACGUUGUGUAGCGCGAAAGAACUCUACGCCCGACCACUCGCUCGAACUUAUCCCGAAUUUCACGACGUCAUUUUCCAACCACUUGCCGAUCUUUCAAGAGUCAGUAGUGAACACUGUCAAAGGAUACACAAAGUACUUGAGAAUUGGGAUGCCAGUACUUUCAAACAGAGUGACUUAUUUCCAAAUUCUUUCUGGAAGUCUUAUUGGGAAUAUCUGGAAAGCUAUAGCGAGGCUAGAAGAACCCUGGAGGAAUUGAAAGCUUCUGAGGACACUCUGCUACAUUUUCUUACUUUGAGACAAGCUGCUGCGAGACAUUCGCCAUUGUCUUUACUUCUUCUACCGGUCCAAAGGUUAGCUGAAUAUGAAAGGUAUCUCGGACAAGAAGCGAGAAAUUUGUCAGAGAACGGAAACGGAACCGUCGGAAGUGGUUCCGUCUUACAACGUGGCCAACUCGAGGGUGAUCUUCAUCGUAUCCAAGAGCUCUUUCCCGGUGACAAUUUGCGACUGCAUGAACGGGAUGUCCUUACCACGAAAAUGAAGAGUCUGAUUCGUAAGAGGAACGGUACAAAUCCAGGCAGAUUAACUAGAGUGUUGUCCCAAAAAUCUCUAAAUGUUUCAAAUAAUUCACCGCCCUCGAAGUCACCACCUAGAACAUUUCUUUUGGAAACACCGGUACAAUUUACAACGGGUAUGCAAUCACAAGAAAGACAUCUUUUCCUGUUCUCCGACCUCCUGCUGAUCGCGAAAGCACGAAGCGGAGGAAACUUCAAGUUGAAACAAUCCGUGAGGAUGAGCGAACUCUGGCUCACCGCCGGUCAUAUAGAUGACGUAGCGGAAACGAGCAAAUCUCAGGAAACCAGCUUCGUACUUGGCUGGCCAACGACGAACGUCGUGGCUACCUUCAUGACCGCAGCGGCAAGAGAUCUUUGGUGGGGUCGUCUUACCGAGCUUGUACGAGAGGAAAGCAUGAAGGAACCACCGGAUACGAACAUUCAAGUCGUGUAUCACGACAGCGACACGAACACGGAAUACUGUAAAACGAUAAUGGUUGGAUCCGAAAUGACGGCGGCAGCUUGUGUGAACUUGGCGACUAGACUGUUGGAUCUUCAAGGACCGUUUCAACUUUGGGCCAGAACGUCGUCGGACGAAGCACCGUAUCCUUUGAUCGGUCAUGAAAGACCGUUCGCCGUGAAAAUGUCGAAUCUACGACAUACCUUAUCGGCCGAGGAAGGUUUCGACUUGGAACAUUGUAAUAAAUCUGGUCAUGACACUUGUCACUUUAUUCUCCGACCUGUAUCGAAGUCACCGAUAAAGAAGAACAAGUCGAAGAUCACGGGUCUGUUGAGAAGAUCGCUUUCCUUAAAUCCCAGCAUUUUCGGUGUGAAUUUAUCGAGGUUGGACGAAAACGGAUUACCAAAGCCCGUCUUGGUCAUGCUUCAGCAACUCUUCGCGAAGGGACCAUUCACACAAGGUAUCUUCCGAAAGUCGGCGAAUGUACGAAUCGUGCGAGAGUUGCGUGACCAAAUCGAGUCUACCGGUGAUCCGAGUUGUUUGGAAGCCGCACCGAUCAUAGCUGUGGCAGCUUUAUUGAAGGAUUUUCUUCGAUCUUUACCCGACCCACUUUUAACUUCUCAUCUAUUUCCUCUUUGGAUGGACAGUCUGGAAACACCAAAUCCUGUUCACACUAUUAAGAAUACUCUUGAUAGGUUGCCUAAAGCGAAUUAUACGUUGCUCUCGCAUUUGAUAUGCGUGUUGCAUCACAUAGCUAGGAGGUCGAAACACAAUUUAAUGUGCGCCAGUAAUCUCGGCGUUUGUUGUGGUCCGAGCCUUCUCUGGUCGCCAAAUCCCUCGGUAAAUCAAGGUAGAGCGAUUCCUACGUUGACGGAGAUGCUGAUUCGUCAUUGCGAGGUUCUGUUCGGUGAAGGUGUCACGCAACUUCUCGGUGAGGAACGUAGCGACAGUGGGGCCGAAGAAAGCACGGACAGCCUUCACUCAGGUGGGCUUUCUUUGGACAGUCUGGAUCUAACGGAACCUCCACGCAAAGAUCAUAUGUCCCUUUCUCGUGAUUCGGGCUUGACACUAUCCGAUUGUCAGCUCUUCAUCCCGGAAUCACCAGUCGGUUCGGAAGAUUCCGCUGUAAACGCGACGUCAUCGAGCUACGACAAGCCUUUGUUGAAAGAAGAUAACAAGUCUUAUGGAAAAACUUACAUCCGUGUUUAUAGCGGCUGGGAAGAAAGGAUGAAUUAUGCAGCAAAUGGGGGUCACCAUCAUUCGAAUAACGUGGAACAUAUUUUUAGAGAAGAAAGGAACAACGUGGGUUACCCAAAUCCAAACUUUCAACGGCAAGACUGGCUUAGAGCUCAGUUAAAAAGAACGCCGAGAUCUAAGCUGGAUGAACACGAACACCGCAAGGAGAGAUACGAUGAGAAAGACAUAUACGGUAGAGAUUACCUCAGACAAGAUUCCAUGAAAGAGAAUGUAGAAAAUUGUAAGGAUAUUUAUAGGACUUCUCAGUUGGACAUAUCUCGUGAACUUAGAACCGAAUACGAAAGAACGUCGCAGCAGGAGAUCUGUAAGGAGAGAGUUUCCGAUCAGGAUCUAUCAAGUGACACAUCCUUAUCGAACGAUCGGUAUGAAUUCAAGAAAGAGCAUUUCGGUGAAUUUAAAAAAGUCAAUUCAGAAAUCUAUGUAAAUCGUGAUUCACCGGUGUCGCAUAACGGCAGCUACCAUUCCAACGGCGAUCUCUAUGAAUUCAAGAAAGUCAAGAGCGAGAUUUACGUGAACAAGGAGAGUACUCGUACCGAAAGAUACGAGUCGGAUAGCAGUAUAUAUGGUAAUAGGGAGAGAGUGAACGAACUUUACGGAUCAUCCCGAGAAAGAAACGAUCUUUACUCGUUUAAACAGGCUGAGGCUAUCGAUUUGUAUGGUGAUGAAGACGAAGAUGAAGAGAGAAUUUGGCCGGAUACGCCACCACCUUUGCCACCGAGACUCAGGCACUUACCACCGGUUCACAUGAAUCUUGAGGAUAGACACAAGGUUGCCGGUAGAUCCAGAUCUUUACCACCACCUCCACCCUAUCGACCACCACCUCAACCUCGUGCACCGAUCACUACCAGGCAUAUGGGAUAUGGAAGAUCCGUCGUAGAUGAUGAAAGUUACGUUUGAAAGGGGAAUCUCUUGAAAAAUUCCUCUUUUGAUAAAUAAUCCGACAGUAAAAUUAGUUUUAUUAAGAAAAGUUUUUUUUUCUCUUUCUUUCUUUUCUUUUUUUUUCUUUUUUUUUUCUUCUUUUUUUUUUUUUUUUUAUCGCGUCGAUUAAAAUUAUAGAUACAAUCAUUACAGGCACAGAAAAUUUAUUUCCUUAGAUGUAAAAAAAGUUAAAUAAUAAAAACGUAUAUCCCUUUGUUAUUUUAUUUCCAAUCAUACGUGUGUUAUAUUCGUUUCUCUUCCCCCGAUGAAUUUUUGAAAGCCUGUAAGAUUUACAUCUAUAAUUUUAUAUACAUUCUAUGUAUCUUACUCUUCACCGUGACUGAAGCUAGUCCAAAUCGGGAAACACACGGUAAAAGAGGAUAUAGUAGAUGUAAAUUAUCCAGUUGCGUUGUAUUGGAUAGAUAGGUUGCGCUCUCACUUUUUUUUUCACAAAAGGAAUACGAUUAUAUCAAAAUUUCACAUUUGUGAUAAAGAAGUCGAAAACGUUAAUAUUCCUAGACGAAUUUUGACUUUUUGCUUUUUAUUAUUAUUAUUAUUAUUAUUAUUAUUAUUAUUAUUAUUAUUAUUAUUAUUAUUAUUAUUAUUAUUAUUAUUAUUAUUAUUAUUAUUAUUAUUAUCGAUUCAGGGUGCUUCCACAGCCGUAAAAAUAAUUAGAUUAAUUGGACAUCUAUAGACGUAAUUACAUAUAGAUAUAUUAUCGGAUAAGUACAGAUUAUAUUUAGACAAGACUCGCGUCGAAAUAAUAUUUGUAAUAAUUUCUUUUCCUUCUUUUUUUUUCCUUUUUUUAUAUUAUGUAACGAAAGAUAUUUUCUGUAAGUAUGUCAUUGACAAGAAUAAAGUGAUGUCUUCCCAUGUACAGAUCGCCAAUCUUUGUAAGAAACUUUAUGAUACAUCCGACGGAUUGUGACUCUGUAAUUAUUAUUUUAUCACGUAAUCGUAUUGCGAAACUUGUAGCUUUCCUUCGUGAUAUAUAAUUCUCUUGUAAAAUUAUCGUGACCAAACGCUCAAUUCUUAUAUAUAUUUCAUAUUAAAAAUGCAAUAUAUCAUUCGUACUAAAUCGUAUCUAUUAUUUCGACUCAGGUGUAACGGUUUCUUUCUCUCUCUUUCACUCUUUCUCUCUCUCACUCUCUUAAAUAUUAUUACAAUUUAACUUUAAUAAUAAAUGCGUUUUAAACGUAUUAUAAUUCAUAAAGGAAGACCGUGACCAUAUUUCUUGUAUAAUAGUCAUAACAUCGAUAAGUUUCGUUAAUUGUAAUUGUUUUAUAAAGUGUAGAUUUAUAUAGAGACGUAGAAUGCUUUAUUUUUGGAUAAAAGUGUGCGAUAAUCUUAGCGAUAUAAAAUAUAAAAUCUCGUCAGAAUAUUAUGUUCAGCAAUCCUUACUCUUUGUAUAUAUUCAUGUAAACAGUAGAACUCUUUUAUAAUUACUAAAUUUUUAAUACGUCUGAUGCCCAUAAGGAUAUGUAUACUUAUCUAAAUUAUAUACAUCAAUCUAUAAAAGUAAAAAUAUAUUUCGUAUUUUAUAA